This is a messenger RNA of Macrosiphum euphorbiae (potato aphid), 669 nucleotides long. The record is from the annotation of a GenBank genome assembly. Lineage: Eukaryota; Metazoa; Arthropoda; Insecta; Hemiptera; Aphididae.
AUGUAUCGCCCUGUUCAACGGUCGGAGGAGGAAGCGGUACAGAUGGAACCGUUUUCGGACGACAGUAAGAGACACAGCCAAGGAGACUCGCAGGACAUCGACGAAUGCGACGAGAAUGACAAGCUGAUAAUGUGUCGCAUUUGCUACGACGUUUUUUAUUUUUAUUUCGCCUGGGGCAGGACACAAUUAAAUGACGAUAAGAAGGAAAACACAAUAUCGCCAUGCAACUGUGUCGGAUCACAUGCGCACGUCCACGUGACGUGCCUCGAGCAAUGGCUAUCCGUAUCAAAAUCCAGUACAUGUGACAUCUGCAGUUACACUUUCAAGACAAUCGAACGUUCUUUGACUAUACACGAGUGGUUGCGGGAGAGAAGAACCUGCCAAGGUUUUUGUCAACAGUUCACGGUCAUGUUCUUUUUCGUUGCAAUAUGGGGUUUAGUGCUCAUAGCCUGUGGAUUGAAAACGAUUGAAUAUUUCCUAGACACAAAUGAUAAAAAUUCUGUUUCCAACGGGUUUCUCAUGACUAUCAUAACGUUUGCGAUGGCUGCCAUGUUGUGGUUUUGGCUCGUAAUAUUUUCAUCGAUAUGGAAGCGUAUGAACAUGGUGAUACGCUUGGACAAGAACUAUUUAAACGGUGCCGAUGAUAUCAACAAUGCGUUUGCUGUCUGA